AAUUAGAUUGGCCAACUAAAAUUCGAAUGGCGAAGGAUAUUUCUAGUGGGGUUAAUCACCUACAUGAUGCAAAUAUUGUUAAUUGUGAUCUUGUAAGAGAUUUCUCCUUUCUUUCUAGUGAUAGGCAAGUUGGGACAUAUAGCUUCUACAAUAGAGAUGCUGAAUUUCCUAUGGCAGGGCUUUUAGAGUCUGAAUAUGUUCAGCAGGCUCCAAAAUCCGAUUUAAUGAUAUUUAAUUGA
Racocetra persica is the source of this 239-nucleotide messenger RNA. NCBI's taxonomy places the organism in Eukaryota, Fungi, Glomeromycota, Glomeromycetes, Diversisporales, Gigasporaceae. The record is from the annotation of a GenBank genome assembly.